UUCUCUAAAGCCUCCCUCGAGUGGAGCCCGCACGAAAUCCUCCGUCCAGCCCAAUACCUGCCGCCGCUGUGGGCCAGCUCGCACGAAGAGCUCAGUGCAGUGACCGAGCUUUAUCCCGCGGCUUCCAAAAGCAAGGGCAAGGCCAAGGAAAGCCCGGUCAUGGUCAAGGAUUGGGAGAGAUGGUCAAUUGGUCUUCGAUCUGGUAUCCUCGGGCAAGCGGCUAAAGAGUAUCAAGGCAAGCAAGGCAGACGAUGGAACAGAGUAUGCUCCUGACCGGGUCAAGGAGGAACCGGCCGCACCAUCCAGUAGUACACCGUGCCCCAUGCCCGCGGCACCGGCUGGCAAUGACAGCGAUAGCACGACGUCCACUCUCCACGACCUCAUCGCGGGCGAUACUACACAACUCGCUCUCCACCGCGCAUGGCAAUAUCGCGCCUCGCUCUACCUCUUUCUCGCACGCUCCAGCACAGAAGGCAGCGACACUGCAGAGAAGGGCGGCCUGUCCCUCCUACCGUGUCAGCUGCCAAAUGAGGUAGGCGCUGUAGCGGUCGGCUGGGCGAGAGUAGUUGAUGCGCAAGUGAUCAACGCUGAUGGAAGUGAAGGCAUCAGAGGCUCCUCGCGCUCUCGCCGAGGCGAGGGCGUUAAAGUACGCUGGCGUCUGACUGUCGAGCUGGACGACGAGAGCUGGUGGCUUCCCUGUGUCUUGAACAAUGAAUGUUCGGACACUUCGCCGUCGAGAGGCGGCAGCGGCUGGACAUCGACGCGAGCAGUACAGCACCUGCUUCACCCGAAUACCGCCUCAUCAUCCGUCGAGAAUCUCUUCCCCUCCAAGCCCACAUCCAUCCUCCAAUCGAUCCCCUGCCCCACUUGUCACCGCGCUACUCCGCGUCUCCGCUGGUCCUGCCACCACUGUCAAGCCUGUGACACCCUGAUCCCUGCGCGCACGCCUAGUCUCCCUGCGGGGGAUGUGGACUUCGGCUCCUCGCCCUUGCCUACGAUAGGGCCGCGCAUGGAUAAUGGGAGAGCAGCGUGGGACAGCGAGGCCGUUCGGAGAAAGCUGAGCACACUGCUCGGCGACGGCGGGAAAGAGGCCGUCAAGUGCGCUGAGUACUCCUGGCUGUCAUCGCCGACGCCUGUGGACGGAGCAGCAUCAGCGCCAUCACUGGUUCACCUUCUUUCCUCGGGAGCGUGGACCAAGACAAGCAAAGGCGCCCUUUCUUGGCUUCUGUCCUCUGCAAUGCCCUACGAGCGUACCAAUGGCGGCAACACGUUUCAGCUGGGCCUAUUGCUGGCUGACAGCGACAGUUGCAAAAAGCAAGCAGCCUGCUGCAACGCCAAAGAAGCAGGUCCUCUCCUCCAUCCGCUCGACAUGCCCGACCUCACACUCGCCCAACGCCUCCUCGAUCUCGUCGACUCAAUCGAACAACGCAGCUCUGCCUCCCUCUGCGCCCUCGGCACCAGAGAGCCGCGGGUAGCGCAUCGCGCCCUCCUCACAGUAGCGGGUUGCACGGGUGCAAAGCAUCGCCUCGAGCUGCCUGGAGCGGAGGCCACAUAUCUGCACUUGGGUGGGCCGGCCACGCUCGCUGCCACGACGGCGACUCCAGAUGUGGCAAGGAAGGCAACGAAGACCAUACUGAAUGCCAUGGUUGCGAACGGAGAUAUGCUGUGCGUGCCUGCUACGAAGGCCAAGAAAAGGAAGGAGAAGAAGGGGAAGAAGGCGCAGAAGUCAUCAGAGGAAGCCGCAGCUGAAUCCUCUGCGGCGCCGGCGCCGGCGCCGCCCGCGCCCGCUGUGACGAUCACAAUCGAGGCCAAGUCCCUCUGCAUCGGUCUGCUCCUUCUCGCGGAUUGAAGUCACUUCGCAAAGGUCGUCUGUGCGUGCACGUCAAAGUGCUUACUGCUUAAUGUUUGUAUUGACAACCGGAGCUAUUUGAGAGAGGGCUGCGCAUCUAGAAGGAACCAAGGAGACGCCGGG
Molecule: messenger RNA, 1972 nt
Organism: Jaminaea rosea
Lineage: Eukaryota; Fungi; Basidiomycota; Exobasidiomycetes; Microstromatales
Exons: 2
Coding region: 323-1849 (508 amino acids)
Source: RefSeq, a predicted model, not a curated record